AUGCUCACAAGACGUAAUCGUGCCCUUGUGAAGCCCAACAUCGCGAAAGCAUCAAAAGUGGCGAGACCGCUCAGCGAGAAAACCACUCCCACUACCAGUAAUGACACAGAAACUGCUGAUGUUAGUGCUGUCAUUGACUCCGUUGAGAGCUCGGAUCAUCAACAAACGAUCGAACCUCAGAAGGAGUCAACCUUAGAAACUUUUACCAGUAUUGAAGAAAACUCUCCACCCGUAGUUAACGAUGAACCUCCAGCACCUGUUCACAAUGAUACGUUUGAUGAGGAACAUAACAUCGAUCCACUUGCUCCUGAAAAGAGGAUCGCUCACGUACCCGUCGAUCAUUCAAGACUACUAUCCCCUAAAAGCUAUGAUAGAUAUACUACGGAUUACUACGAGCCACCGCUUCCAAGGCCUAGAAAAAAGUUCGCCGCAGAUGAGCAAUUGGAUCCGAAGAAAAUGCGGAUGAUGGAUAUGAUAUAUUGGAAUCCUAAAAAGGAGAAAAGUAUGACACGUCGUAACAUCGAGACGGAGUCCGUAGUCCGUGAGGAAAAGCCAUCUGUCAUCGAUAAAAUAAGCAUCAACACAAGUAAAACGGUCGCACCUCAGGUGAAAAUUGGGCCGGAUGGACGGCUGGUAAUCGACGAAAAAAGUUUGGUUGUAGCGGAAACGGUUAACGAUGAAUCGGUCUGGGAAACCAUAGAUGAGGAUCGCGUAUCUCGAAAGGUCACCUCUCUUUCAUUUCGCAACCGAACAUGGCGUAAAGGUACAUGCUGGACGGAAAAAGAAACUGAAUUGUUUUACGAAAUUCUACGAUGUACCGGGCCGGACUUUGGUUUGAUGCAUGAAUUCUUUCCAACUCGAGCACGUAAUGAGCUGAAAACCAAGUUCAAUCGCGAGGAAAGAAAUAAUUGGGGAAAAUUGAAAGAGGUACCUUAUUUUGUAUUUACUCUGCAUUGCGCAAAUGGUCAUGCGCAACCGUGA
Cooperia oncophora is the source of this 981-nucleotide messenger RNA. The record is from the annotation of a GenBank genome assembly. NCBI's taxonomy places the organism in Eukaryota, Metazoa, Nematoda, Chromadorea, Rhabditida, Trichostrongylidae.